AUGAACCACCACAAUCCACCACCACCACCCAUUAACCACCAAUCCACCACCCAACUCCUCAAACAAACCACCAGAAUCUUUACUUCCCACCUCCUCAUCUUCCUCUUCCUCUCCUCUUUGAUCUUCACCUUCCGUUCUAACGUCGAAAACGGUACCCACUACCUCACUUCCAUUAUCGACCGUGACCCUUCUCUCAAAUCCCUCCUCUCCCGCCUUGAUAUUUCCGGUCGAUCCCAUUUUCCCCAACGCGACCACCACAAUCACCAUCUCCUCCGCCACCGCCGCCGCCGUCCUUUCCUCCACCUCUCCCGAGUCGGCACUCUCGAUGACGAUUUCUUCUCCGGCGAUGAUGACUAUGACCGCUCUCUCUUUGGGUCCAACCCCAAAACCCAUCUCAAUGGCUCCUUUCUAAUUCUCAACCCCAAAUUAGGGUUUCCGAAUGACAUUACCGAUAAUGGAAUUCGGUUUUCUGAAAUAGUCCGUUCAGGGGUUUCUUUCAAAGCUCCUGAGCAGUCUGUAUACUCUGAAGUACUGAAUGAAACCCAUGAUGUGGGGAGGGAAGAGGCAGAAGGUAACGAUGGUGAAAGAAUAGUUAAUUUGCAGUUCUUUAUCCGGGGGUUGGAGUUGGGUCGCCGGGAUGCGAUCGCAUUGUUAAUUCUUGUGGGGAGUUUGUCUGUUGCUUAUGGGUAUGUGAUUUUUGGGUUUUUAGUUAUUCAUGCUUGGGUGCUUGGAACUGUUUUCUUUGCUGUUGUGAAUGAUUUGUUAGGGAAGCACAGGUCGUUCUUUCGGUCAGUGUGGGUUGGUUCCAAUUUGGGUUUGAAAAGGCUUUCUGGGUUUAUUCUUAUGAGGUGGGCAGUAAGAGAUGCAUUGACUCAGUUAUUGGGUAUUUGGUUCUUUGGUGAAAUUGAGGACCAGUACUCGUUCUUCAAGAUUUUUGUGAGGUUGAAGUUAAUGCCAUUUUCAAUAAUGUCUCUGUGGGUAAAAGGACAUGAGAGGGAGAGUGUGGGGUUCUUGUUGUCAUGGUUCUUCUUGGACACGGUGGUGGCGUUUAUUUUUGCUGUGGAUGCAUGGGUUGCCAUUGUGGACUCAAGGAGGAGUGGGAGGGAGGUUGUGAAGGAAGGGUGUCAUUUGUUGUCGACAAUGCUAAACCCUGCUAUUGGCAUCAAAUGUAUGGACGGGAUUAUUUGUGGGUCAUUUAUGAGAUGGAUACUGACCAGAUUUUUUGGGAAAUUGUUUGCCUUUGCUUUCCAAUCUGUGAUGGAGGUUUAUUUUAUGGUGGCUUGGCUGAUAUAUUACUUUGCUGCGAGGUUGAUUAAGCACUGCCAUUGUUUUGGUGAUUUCACCAGCGAUGCGUUGUAUGUACUUCUUCUUGAUGCAAUUUAG
This is a messenger RNA of Ilex paraguariensis (yerba mate), 1383 nucleotides long. The record is from the annotation of a GenBank genome assembly. NCBI's taxonomy places the organism in Eukaryota, Viridiplantae, Streptophyta, Magnoliopsida, Aquifoliales, Aquifoliaceae.